This is a messenger RNA of Macadamia integrifolia, 1752 nucleotides long. RefSeq names its product serine carboxypeptidase-like 31. Gene Ontology annotation, biological process: proteolysis. The coding region runs from base 63 to 1556 and encodes 497 amino acids. Gene Ontology annotation, molecular function: serine-type carboxypeptidase activity. Gene Ontology annotation, cellular component: vacuole. The transcript has 11 exons. The record is from RefSeq and is a predicted model, not a curated record. Lineage: Eukaryota; Viridiplantae; Streptophyta; Magnoliopsida; Proteales; Proteaceae.
CUGUAUUCCAUCAGGUUUUGAGGGAUUGAAAGAUUAGUGGGUAAGGUGGUUUUAGAGUUCUAAUGGGGUUUGUACUCAAGGUGAUGGGUUUUCUAGGUUGGGCUCUUCUUUCUCUAAUUGCUAUAGUGCCUGUUGUGGCUGCAAGGCAUAGGCCUUGGUCUCACUCCAAGAAGGUGAACAUAAGCGAGGAGGAUCUUGUGACUGAAUUGGCUGGCCAACCUAAGGUGGAGUUCAGUCAUUAUGCGGGGUAUGUGACAGUAAAUGAAAAGCAUGGGAGAGCUCUCUUCUACUGGUUCUAUGAAGCGUCGAGUCACCCGGAGGAAAAGCCAUUGGUGCUGUGGCUUAAUGGAGGUCCGGGGUGCUCUUCUGUGGGAUACGGAGCAACACAGGAGAUCGGUCCUUUCACUGUUGAUACUGAUGGAAGUGGGCUGAAAUUGAAUCCUUACUCAUGGAACAGAGCGAGGUUCACCCUACCAUCCGAGGGUUGGAGAUCCCGCCUUCUACCCAGUGACCCAGACGAAGCCAACAUGUUAUUCUUGGAAUCUCCAGCUGGAGUUGGCUUUUCAUACUCAAAUACAACCACUGAUUAUGAUACUCUCGGAGAUAGCGUUACAGCGAAGGAUACAUAUAUUUUCCUGCACAAGUGGUUCAAUAAAUUCCCGACGUAUAGACACCGGAGUUUUUACAUUGCAGGGGAGAGCUAUGCAGGAAAAUACGUUCCUGAGCUGGCUGAGCUCAUAUAUGAUAUGAACAAGCAUCCUUCUCUACAUAUUAAUCUCAAGGGUUUCUUGUUGGGUAAUCCAGAAACAUCGGAUGCUGAUGAUUGGCGAGGUAUGGUGGACUAUGCUUGGAGCCAUGCAGUGAUAUCAGAUGAAACUCACAAAAUUAUCAAGGAGAGCUGCAAUUUUGACAAGGGUGAUCCAUGGAGCAAUGAUAGUUGCAGCCAGGCUGUGGAUGAAUUACUUAAUCAAUAUAAAGAGAUUGAUAUAUAUAGCCUCUAUACCUCUGUCUGCACCAACUCAACUAGCUCAAAUGAUGGAUCAAUGCAAGUUAUGUACAACUCCAAGUCUAAGAUGAUGCCAAGGAUCAUGGGUGGUUAUGAUCCCUGCCUCGAUGACUACGCAAAGACUUUCUACAACAGACCCGAUGUCCAGAAGGCCCUCCAUGUUAGUGAUGAUCUUCACCUCAAGAACUGGAGCAUCUGCAAUUACAAAAUAUUUCGCGAAUGGUCAGAGUCAAGACCUUCCAUCGUUCCUAUAUACAAGAAGCUAAUUGCGGCAGGACUUAGGAUUUGGGUGUACAGUGGGGACACCGAUGGAAGAGUUCCUGUUCUGUCCACAAGAUACAGCUUGGGUGCUUUAGAACUACCUAUCACUAGAGCCUGGAGGCCUUGGUACCACCAGAAGCAGGUGGGCGGGUGGUUCCAAGAGUAUGAAGGGCUCACAUUUGCAACAUUUAGAGGAGCUGGACAUGCGGUGCCCACUUUCAAACCCAGUGAGUCUCUAGCCCUCUUUGCAUCCUUUCUUGCCGGAGAAUCUAUGCCGUCGGAACGAUAAAAAAUUUUCAAUAGCUGGUCGGCCUUGCAGUACUUGUGAUCAUCUUGAAUCUAACUACUCUACUUACUAUAUCAGAUGUAACUGGUAACAUGGAUGUGAAUGAAGAAAUCUUUAGUAUUGUACGUGUGGUAAAUAAAAAGAAUGGAUCUCCAUUUUCAGUUCAUAAAUAAAAUAGUUUGAACAAUUUAAAUUGCAA